Molecule: messenger RNA, 1509 nt
Organism: Thyridium curvatum
Lineage: Eukaryota; Fungi; Ascomycota; Sordariomycetes; Thyridiales; Thyridiaceae
Exons: 8
Coding region: 1-1509 (502 amino acids)
Biological process (GO): transmembrane transport
Cellular component (GO): membrane
Molecular function (GO): transmembrane transporter activity
Source: RefSeq, a predicted model, not a curated record
AUGGCUCCACCCGAGAAGGAGGUUGACAUCCAAGGCGCUGCUCACCAUGGAGACGAUAACCUCAAAUGUGAUCUUGCGGAGGAGACCGUGCCCAGGCCUGAGAGCAUCGCCAACAUGAGCGAUGCUGAGAUCCAGGCUAUGGAAACGAGUAUGGUCCGGAAGAUGGACAUGGUCAUCAUGCCUAUUAUGGGGAUUCUGUACAUCCUCAACUAUGUUGAUCGAUCUGCCUUGGCAGCGACCAAAGUCUACGGCAUCAUGGAAGACCUCAACAUGACGAACACCGACUUUGCCACUGCCAUCUCCAUUCUCUUCGCCGGUUACAUUCCUUUCCAGAUUCCCUCCAACCUGGUCAUGACCAAGAUCCCGCGUCCCGGACUGUACAUUUGCAGUGCAGCCGCCGUCUGGGGAGCUGUCAGUGCCUGCACUGCUGCUGUCAAGUCGUACGAGGGUCUCCUGGUCGUCCGUGUGUUCCUUGGUAUCACCGAGGCCGUUUUCUUCCCCGGCGUUAUCUACUUCCUCAGUGCCUGGUACACCAAGAGCGAGCUCGGCAAGCGUCUUGCGGCCCUGUUCAUGUUCCAAAUGCUCGGUAGUGCCUUCGGAGGCUUCGUCGCUGCCGCCUGCCUGACUCUCGACGGCCGCUACGGCAUCGCAGGCUGGCGAUGGCUGUUUAUUGUCGAGGGUGUGGUCACUGUCGGGUGCGGUCUGCUCUUUGCGUUGAUCAUGCCCGAGUACCCUCACAAUGCUCGACUCCUCAAGCCCGUCGAGCGCGACUAUGCUGUCUGGCGCCUCGAAAGGGAGGCCGGUGCUGGUGAGGCUCACGAGGAUGUCACCACGUGGGGCGGCUUCAAGCAGGCCAUGCUCGACCCCAAGAUCUGGACCCUCGUCUGGUGCAUGGGCAUGGGCCAGGCUAUGGGUUCCAUUGUCAACUUCUUCCCCUCGAUCGUCCAGACUCUCGGUUACAACAAGAUCAACACUAUGCUUCUUACUGCUCCGCCAUACGUCCUUGCCGCCAUCACCUUCUACGCCAUCUCGUACAUUAGCGAUCGCAAGAACUGGAUGUACGGCAUCAUCGUGUCCUGUCUCGCUGUCGCUCUGCUUGCCUAUGCUAUCGCGCUGGGAACCAUCCAGACCGGCCCUCGCUAUUUUGCCAUGAUGCUUAUGCCUUCGGCGUGCUCUGGACCGCAAAUCAUGCUGUACAAGACCCUGAACCUGCACAUGGCGCGUCCGUACCCCAAGCGCGCCGCCGGCGUGGCCAUGCUCAACGCCAUCGGUGGCCUGUCAAACGUUUGGUCGAGCUACCUGUACUACGAUCCUCCACACUAUUAUGCUGCUUUCGGUUGCCUACUCGGCUGCACAAUCUCGUUCAUUAUUACCAUCACUGGAUAUCUGGUUUGGGUCCGCCGUACCAAUAAGCUGCUUAGCGGCACGCCCGAGCAGCAACGCAAGGCCAUGAAAUCUGGUGUCACCCAGCAGCAGGUGGAUUUGGGAUGGCGCUACAUUGGCUAUUAA